This is a messenger RNA of Rangifer tarandus platyrhynchus (Svalbard reindeer), 2427 nucleotides long. NCBI's taxonomy places the organism in Eukaryota, Metazoa, Chordata, Mammalia, Artiodactyla, Cervidae. The record is from the annotation of a GenBank genome assembly.
AUGGGCGCCCCGGCUCGCGUCCUCGCGUUUUGCGUGGCAGUGGCGGUCAUGACCGGCGCCGUCCUCGGUUCCCCGGGCGUGGAGCCCCGCGUCGCGCGGAGAGCGACAGAGGUCCCGGGCCCCGAGCCCAGCCCGCAGGAGCGGGCCUUUGGCAGUGGGGACACCGUGGAGCUGAGCUGCCGCUUGCCGGCGGGGGCGCCCACGGAGCCCACCAUCUGGGUGAAGGACGGUGUGGGCCUGGCGCCCUCGGACCGCGUCCUGGUGGGCCCACAGCGGCUGCAGGUGCUCAACGCCUCCCACGAAGACGCCGGGGCCUACAGCUGCCGCCAGCGCCUCUCCCAGCGGGUGCUGUGCCUCUUCAGCGUGCGCGUGGCAGACGCCCCAUCCUCGGGGGACGACGAAGAUGGGGACGACGAGGCCGAGGACACAGGUGAGACCAGGCUCCAGGCGUGGGCCCCUUACUGGACGCGGCCCGAGCGGAUGGACAAGAAGCUGCUAGCGGUGCCGGCCGCCAACACUGUUCGUUUUCGCUGCCCGGCUGCCGGCAACCCCACGCCAUCCAUCACCUGGCUGAAGAACGGCAAGGAGUUCCGGGGCGAGCACCGCAUCGGGGGCAUCAAGCUGCGGCACCAGCAGUGGAGCCUGGUCAUGGAGAGCGUGGUACCCUCGGACCGCGGCAACUACACGUGCAUCGUGGAGAACAAGUUCGGCAGAAUCCAGCAGACCUACACCCUGGACGUGCUGGAGCGCUCUCCGCACCGGCCCAUCCUGCAGGCGGGGCUGCCCGCCAACCAGACCGCCGUGCUGGGCAGCGACGUGGAGUUCCACUGCAAGGUCUACAGCGACGCCCAGCCCCACAUCCAGUGGCUCAAGCACGUGGAGGUGAACGGCAGCAAGGUGGGGCCCGACGGCACACCCUACGUCACCGUGCUCAAGACGGCGGGCGCUAACACCACCGACAAGGAGCUAGAGGUUCUAUCCUUGCGCAAUGUCACCUUUGAGGACGCGGGGGAGUACACGUGUCUGGCGGGCAAUUCUAUCGGGUUUUCCCAUCACUCUGCGUGGCUGGUGGUGCUGCCAGCUGAGGAGGAGCUGGUGGAGGCCGGUGAGGCUGGCGGCGUGUUUGCGGGCGUCCUCAGCUACGGGCUGGGCUUCCUCCUCUUCAUCCUGGCCGUGGCCGCCGUGACGCUCUACCGCCUGAGGAGCCCACCCAAGAAGGGCCUGGGCUCGCCCGCAGUGCACAAGGUCUCCCGCUUUCCGCUCAAGCGACAGGUGUCCUUGGAAUCCAGUUCGUCCAUGAGCUCCAACACACCGCUGGUGCGCAUCGCCCGGCUGUCCUCGGGCGAGGGCCCCACCCUGGCCAACGUCUCUGAGCUCGAGCUGCCCGCCGACCCCAAGUGGGAGCUGUCCCGGGCCCGGCUGACCCUGGGCAAGCCUCUCGGGGAGGGCUGCUUUGGCCAGGUGGUCAUGGCAGAGGCCAUUGGCAUCGACAAGGACCGAGCUGCCAAACCCGUCACGGUGGCGGUGAAGAUGCUGAAAGAUGACGCCACGGAUAAGGACUUAUCGGACCUGGUGUCCGAGAUGGAGAUGAUGAAGAUGAUCGGAAAACACAAGAACAUUAUCAACCUGCUGGGCGCCUGCACGCAGGGCGGGCCCCUGUACGUGCUGGUGGAGUACGCGGCCAAGGGCAACCUGCGGGAAUACCUAAGGGCGCGGCGGCCCCCGGGCACUGACUACUCCUUCGACACCUGCCGGCUGCCCGAGGAGCAGCUCACCUUCAAAGACCUGGUGUCCUGCGCCUACCAGGUGGCGCGGGGCAUGGAGUACCUGGCCUCGCAGAAGUGCAUCCAUAGGGACCUGGCGGCCCGCAACGUGCUGGUGACCGAGGACAACGUGAUGAAAAUCGCCGACUUCGGCCUGGCCCGUGACGUGCACAACCUCGACUACUACAAGAAGACCACCAACGGCCGCCUGCCCGUGAAGUGGAUGGCACCCGAGGCCUUGUUUGACCGCGUCUACACCCACCAAAGUGACGUCUGGUCCUUCGGGGUCCUCCUCUGGGAGAUCUUCACGCUGGGGGGCUCGCCGUACCCCGGCAUCCCCGUGGAGGAGCUCUUCAAGCUGCUGAAGGAAGGCCACCGCAUGGACAAGCCGGCCAACUGCACGCAUGAUCUGUACAUGAUCAUGCGUGAGUGCUGGCACGCUGCGCCCUCGCAGAGGCCCACUUUCAAGCAGCUGGUGGAGGACCUGGACCGCGUGCUCACCGUGACGUCCACCGACGAGUACCUGGACCUAUCGGUGCCCUUCGAGCAGUACUCGCCAGGCGGCCAGGACACCCCCAGCUCUGGCUCCUCGGGGGACGACUCCGUGUUCGCUCACGACCUGCUGCCCCCGGCCCCACCCGGCAGCGGGGGCUCGCGGACGUGA